AUUUUUUAACAUUUACUACAACUUCCACUAACGCCACCUACUCCAUAUUUUUUUCUUGAUAAAAUUGUUGUAGGGUUUACACCAAUUUGGUGAUUCCUGUUCAAUUAAAAAUAUAUAAAAAUGGCAAAACCUAAAUCAGAAAAGAAAAGUAAAUCUGCAUUGAGCGAAGUUGUGACUAGAGAAUAUACUAUUCACCUGCAUAAACGUCUCCAUGGCGUCGGAUUUAAGAAGAGGGCUCCUCGUGCCAUCAAAGAAAUUCGUAAGUUUGCUGAAAAGCAAAUGGGCACUCCUGAUGUUCGAGUCGACACUAGACUGAACAAAUUCAUCUGGUCCAAAGGUGUUAGAAAUGUACCAUACAGAGUCCGUGUCCAGUUGUCUAGAAGGAGAAACGACGAUGAGGAUUCCAUUCACAAGCUUUACACAUUGGUUACCCACGUGGCUGUGACAACUUUUAAAGGUCUUCAAACAGAAAAUGUUGAUGUAAGCGAAAACUAAAUGUAAGAUCUUAUAAGUUCCUGGUUUAUUGUAAAGACAUUUUUCCAUCUUGUGUGUAUUACUUUGUGUAUAAAGUAAUAAAUAUUUACCAGGAGUA
Parasteatoda tepidariorum (common house spider) is the source of this 592-nucleotide messenger RNA. Its product is annotated as ribosomal protein L31. The record is from RefSeq and is a predicted model, not a curated record. NCBI's taxonomy places the organism in Eukaryota, Metazoa, Arthropoda, Arachnida, Araneae, Theridiidae.